AUGUGCGACCAAGAAGAACUUCGCAAACUGUGGCUGUGCCAGAAGACAAUUUACCAAAUGAUGAAGGACAGAGGCUACGUUGUCUCUGACUCUGAUUUAGACAUGACCCUAGACGCAUUUAAAAGCGAGUAUACGAUACUGGUGACCACGGGAAGCAAACACGCGCUGUCGAUGCUCUUCCAGCACAGCACCAUUGCAGGAAAGCAGCUUUUUGUCUUCUUCCCAGACAGCGCGUAUUUCAAGGCAAAAGAUAUCAAACUCUACAUUUCCACUCUUGGAAAACAAAACAUCCACAACGGAAUUAUUGUCUGCAAAGAGACUCUUAAAGCGCACAGCCUCAAGGCGCUGGACGAGUCGAGAAAGGACUACGACUUGGAGCUGUUCUACGUAAGGGAGCUCUUGUUCAAUAUAACCAAGCACAGGGAUGUCUCCAAACACAUUCUUCUAAGCGAAGAAGAAAAACAAGGCGUCCUUAAAGAGAGAAAAAUAGGAGAGGCGCAGCUCAAGAAAAUUCUCAUGGAGGACCCCGUCAAUAAAUAUUACGCAGGAAAAAGAGGCCAAUUGUACCGGAUUGUGAGAAAUUCAGAAACAGCUGGAAUAUCAAUAGAGUACAGGAUAGUUGAAUAA
This is a messenger RNA of Nematocida minor, 627 nucleotides long. Its product is annotated as DNA-directed RNA polymerases I, II, and III subunit RPABC1. The coding region runs from base 1 to 627 and encodes 208 amino acids. The record is from RefSeq and is a predicted model, not a curated record. The transcript has a single exon. Gene Ontology annotation, cellular component: RNA polymerase II, core complex; RNA polymerase I complex; RNA polymerase III complex. NCBI's taxonomy places the organism in Eukaryota, Fungi, Microsporidia. Gene Ontology annotation, biological process: DNA-templated transcription. Gene Ontology annotation, molecular function: DNA binding; DNA-directed RNA polymerase activity.